AGUCAUCGCUGAGAGAAACUGUUGGAAAUGGCCUCCAGGUGUCCGUGUUGUCGGCGACAGAGAUCUUCAUCUCCAUCUCAGAGAAUCUUACCUGGUCAGACACUUCGCAUCGUGAUGAUUGGGAAAACAGGAGUGGGAAAAAGCGCUGUGGGAAACACCAUCCUAAACAGAAAGGUUUUUGAAUCAAAGCCUUCUGCAAACUCAGUCACUGAAUCAUGCCAUAAAGCAUCAGUUUAUGAUACAAGAGAAAUUUACGUGAUCGACACUCCUGGAAUCCUGGAUACCAGCAGAGAGAAAGACAUCAUCAAAAGAGAAAUUGUGAAAUGUAUUAAGGUUUCAGCACCAGGUCCUCAUGCCUUCCUGCUGGUGAUACAGAUCGGCCGUUUCACCCCUGAAGAGCAAAGAGCUGUCCAAGCCCUGCAAGAGCUGUUCGGGGAAGAUGCUUCAAACUACAUGAUCGUGCUCUUCACUCAUGGAGAUUUACUCGAAGGUCAAACUAUAGAUGAGUAUGUGAGGGAAGGCCACAUCGAGCUCCGCAGAGUCAUCCAGAGUUGUGGUGGUCGAUAUGCGGUGUUCAAUAACAAUAUAAAGGAUCGCACUCAAGUCAAGACAUUAAUUGAUAAGAUUGAUCAAAUGGUGGCAGUAAAUGGAGGAGAAUGCUACACUCAAGAGAUGUUUCGAGAAGCAGAAGAAAAGAUUAGGCAACAGAAAGCGAAGAGAGAGGAUGCAGAGCUUCAGGAAUAUCCGUUUAGCUUUCUCGGGAAUCUUGAACACAGAGUCACUUUGUUCCAAAGGAUUUUAUUGGAAGGCUAUCGUGAACAGUUUGCUAUUGAGAGUGGAAUUUACAAAUGAACUAAAGACGCGUAGCAAACACACCUGCGGCCUCAUUUAUAAAAUGUUUAUUUUGAAAGAUCAUUUAGCUAAAGCGUAAUUCAAAGAAAACUAGGCAUGUCCCAAUCAGAGUUUAUUUGCCCUCAAGUCCAAGUCGGAGUCAUUUGAUUUUGAGUAUCAACCAAAACCCGGUCCGAUACUUCUAUAAUGCAUAAAAUGAAUAAAAAAAUUGUAAAAAAAAAAAAAAAAAAAGAGCGAAGUAACAGAUCAAGGGUAAUCCUUAUUUUUUUAAUUUAAUUCAACUUAUUUUAACAUUCAACAACUCUGUUAACAAACGGAGCACGUCCGUGAGGUAGCUUGAACAAUCGAGUAAUAAAUAACAUCAAUUCUUCACUUUCGGACUUUAGCACAACAGUAAACAUAGAAAAAUGCAUAUCUCACAGUUUGCUAUGGCAAUGCAAACUGCAACGCAAUGCAAUGCAACUUUAUAAUUGCUCCAGACCACAGACAUACUUGCGCUUUUCGCUUCAAGCUGAUUUCGUGUUUUACUUUGCCAGCAUUUAACCAAUAGCAUCUCUGCAACAAAUUGAUGUCAUGCCACACGUGUUACUGUUUCUGUGUGAUGGCAAGAAAGAGCUCUAACUCUGUGCCACCGCAUAACUACAGAUGUGUUAAAAAAUAAUGAGAAUAUAUAAUGUAUUCAUGUAUUUUCGAGUCCUGAUCGGGUGGUAACAUCUGAUUCCGAUCAAAUCUGGACAUUCCUAAAUCCUCAUUCAUAUGCCUCUUGUUUGAGGACAUUUUACCAUCUUCAUUAAAAAAAAAAUGCACGUCAAAAAUGCCAGUUCAAGGGCAUGUUGAGCCAACAAUCGGUGAUUAUCAAAAGCAGUAUUAAGUAUUUGCGUAAGUAACAUACAAAGGCAAUGCAGACACUUUUUUUGUAUGUAAAUACUAGGUUUUCAUGUGGACAAACGGCAAACCAGUGUAAAAAAUAAACAACACCCGUGUUCGUGUAGACAGGGCCUAAAUAUCAAAUGAUCUUGAAAUUGUGCACAGAUGAAUGCUAUCAGAUCUCCACUUUGUAAACGUCCCUUAAUUAUCUGAUUAAUACAUAUCUGCUUUUCUAUGCUUGAGAAUGAUGAGCACAAAAAAAAAAAAAAAAAAAAAAA
Danio rerio (zebrafish) is the source of this 1997-nucleotide messenger RNA. The record is from RefSeq and is a predicted model, not a curated record. Lineage: Eukaryota; Metazoa; Chordata; Actinopteri; Cypriniformes; Danionidae.